Messenger RNA from Paramuricea clavata, 4507 nucleotides. Lineage: Eukaryota; Metazoa; Cnidaria; Anthozoa; Malacalcyonacea; Plexauridae. The record is from the annotation of a GenBank genome assembly.
GCGUCAUUGGCGGAUGUGAACUGAUUGUUGUUUCAUAGUAGAAACGUCGAAAUUCGAAAUUUUUGAUCGCAAAGAACGAUCGUCGUUCCAAUUAGAAUAUAGAAAAUUGCUACAAUUUGAUCAAGUAUAUGUAAAAAUAUUUAGAGAGUGGAAUUAUGGCAUGGGGCACUGAAUUAUGGGUCUGUAGAAUAUGUUUGCUUUUGCGUUUGACAAGUGGGUUCAUUUGUGUUAAUUUUGAACGAAAUUUUACGAAAGUUCUGUUCUUUUAUUCAGGAUUGUUCUGAUGUGGUGGCUUAUCAUACCCAACAGUCAAUUGAAUUCAUCGAAAAAGUUUCAAAAUUUACGAAAGAAAGAUCUCGAAUUGAACAAGAUUAUGCAAAGGAACUGAGGUGAAGAAAUGUCCCGUAUUUGAUGUAUUGAUCUCUGACGGAAAUACACAUGCUUCAAAUUGCAAAAUGCUAUGUGAUCUUUUGGUGUUGUAUGAACCUAAAUACAAUACAAUUUGUUGCCAAAGAAUGCUUUAUGUUUAUUGUACAUUUCUUGACCUUAAACCUGUUACAAGUAUGUGGUGUUAUUUUACACCAAAUACAACAUAUUGUAGCAGUGUUUUUUGACUACGAAAAUAACUUAAAUAAAGAGUUUCUUUGUUUCAAAACUAUGUUUAAUUCCGUUGAUUUUACCUCAUUGCUAAUAUUUAAGUUCCAAGUGUUAAUUGUAUCAUAUUUCAGCUCUUGAGCAACGCCAUUUUAAAUUUUACACUCGGUGGAUUAUAUUUCAAUACACGCAUUGAAUGUUUUAUUGACUAGAAUUCUGUCUGAUAAUUUGAAUAUCAUAACAAUUACUAAGUUCUUUUUACUCGUAAUUAGCUUGUUAAAUAGUCACAGUCGGUGUAAAUAAACAGAUGGACACCCUUGGCUUAAAAUUACUGAAUUCAUCCUUGCUAUUAGCUUAUUUUCAUUGCUAGAUAUUAUGGAAUAUACUACAUAAUAUUUGGUUUCCUCUUAUGUAUAUAAGCACUUUCACCUUAAAAGUAAAGACUGUAAAAAUGAUAAUAUAGCUAAUAUUGCAUAGUGUAAGCCUCACAGUUUAAAUAAACAUUUGAUACUGUUUAUUUUUGCCCUGUUUAAAUUUAGCCAUGUGAUUUUCUCAAUUUAAUAAAGUCUACAUUGCAGUAUAUAAUAUUAGGCCAAUAUUGGCACAAACAGAUGUAGAAAAACUUAAAUUGCCAUGGGCGUAAAUGGGUACAAAUUUUUGUGCUACUGUUUGGCAUGGUGAAUCAUUCUGGAACAGACUGUGCUGUGUGCAAUGAAAGCAGAACAAUCUUCUAUGAACUUGUUAAAAUUUACAAACAUACAAUCCACACAAGUAUUUGUGUUAUUUAAUAAUUUGCACUUUACAAUAAAAGCUUUGGAGAAGUGGCAUAUGUCCAUAUGGCUUGAGAUAUAUUGUUUCUUUUACAGAAAGUUGUGCAAGUCUUUUCAUCCUAAGAAGAAAGAAGAAUCAAGGUUUGUAUUCAAAUAUAGGAAGGUUUUCAGUAGGUGGUGACUAUCCAUGGAAAAAUCUUCCCACGCCCAGAAAGUCAUAGCCCCCCACCUUCCCAUCUCACCUCAGGAAAAGUUACCCCAAUAAGACAACACCUUGUCUAAAUGUCAUCAUACCGGUGCGCAGGCUUUUAGCCAGGGUCCUGAAAUAGGGCUUCCAAUUUUGGUACAACAAUACAUCUACAGUAAAGAGGGGGGUUUGAAAAACGUUCCUCUGGAAAACCUUUGAAUUUUAAGUUACUUCAUGUCAGUAUCUGUUCCAGGCUUGUUCGAAAUUUUUCAAAACACUUGGCUUUGUGAGUUUGUGCCGCUAUGCUUCUUAGUUAACUACAACAUUUUCAUUCAGCCAGGUAUACCAUCCAAUUUAUCAAAAUGUCAAAUGUAUAAUACUGAGAAUUGAAGCUAUUUUGUUUCAGUUAUGUUAAUACACUUAGGGAAAUCAUUGAAAAUAAUUUCCCAUUUCUCCCAGAAUUUGGGCGUCCAAAGGCGUCCAUUUUUCGUUCUAUGGGCGUCCCAGGACGCUUGGAUGCCCUUCUGGCUAAAAGCCUGGUGGUGCGUCCUUUUCAUGAUCGAAGCUGCGUUUGUGAUCUACACUUGCAUGCAGAGCACAUGCAGGUCAGCCCUGAUCAUCUCUUCAACAUUUUGAAAUCUUUGCAUUAUUCUGAAUCUGAAUUUAUUAUGUUGGUAAACUCAUUUCAAGAUCACACCAACCUUACAAAUGUAUACUAAUAUAGCAAUAUACUAAACUUACACUAUAUUAUUAUUUUAGUCUGUCGGUGCACAAAGCAUUCCUUGGUAUCUUGAAAGAGACGGAAGACAUCGCUGGACAACAUGAAGUCAUCAGUGAAGAAUUACAAUCCAAAGUUUAUAAAGAAUUACAGAAUCUUCAUAAUGAGGCAAAGCAGGAAAGGAAAAAAGUAAGUGGAAAAUUAUCCAUUGAUUCAACAGGCUUUAAUCAUGCAUGCUUGUGCUUUAAUUUACUCGUUUUUGACCGAGUUUGGCUCUACCCGGUUUUCUUCAGUUUCCUCCAGAAGUAACAUUGAAUGAGAAAUUAAUUUGUCUUGCAUUGUCAGGCAGCGUAAACUGAACGUAGCAUAAUUUAUGCAUUAUACGUAAUACUGGCAGAGGUCUGCAGUCUCGGAGUAUUACUCUCGGAGAGCAAAGCAGAAUAGUUGAAUAAUUGAGCGUGAAAGACUUGCUGGGAAAGCGAGCUGUGUAUUAGUCCUGUCUAACUUGAUUAUUAUCUCAAAGUUUUUAGAUGGUGAAAAGACCUUACUACGAAACCUUCAGCAGUCUAUGAACACAUUGGAUAAUGUAAGUUUUGGUAUUCAGUAAUAUUAAACAACACUAGAUAGUGGAACUUUGGAAAUCUGUGCAAGAAAAUUAAAAAUCUUUGUUCAUAAUAAUUUGCCUCCAAACACAAAACAACAACAUAUAUAAUGGAAAGAAACUCACUAUGUAUGUUAACUGUCAGUUACUAUCACGUCUCAACUAUAUAUAUAUAUAUAUAUAUAUAUAUAUAUAUAUAUAUAUAUAUAUAUAUAUAUAUAUAUAUAUAUAUAUAUAUAUAUAUAUAUAUAUAUAUAUAUAUAUAUAUAUAUAUAUAUAUAUAUAUAUAUAUAUAUAUGUUUUUGUGGCAGCUUGUAGAAUAUGUAAUUUGGUGUGGAUGCGUAUCAAGCCUAUACUCAGAAAAAUUCUGAGCCCUAACGGGAAUUGAACCACGUAACCUUCUGAUUACCGGACAGACGCUCUAACCAUUGAGCUAUAAGGCAUCAGAUGGUGAGCCAAGGUUACGUUAUUUACUAGUUCUGUGUGUUACAUGUGUACUGCUAACUGCAAGUCUCGACAUCUCAACACGUAACCUUGGCUCACCAUCUGAUGCCUUAUAGCUCAAUGGUUAGAGCGUCUGUCCGGUAAUCAGGUUACGUGGUUCAAUUCCCGUUAGGGCUCAGAAUUUUUCUGAGUAUAGGCUUGAUACGCAUCCACACCAAAUCACAUAUUCUACAAGCUGCCACAAAAACACACAUAUACAGAAAUGCAGUUCUUAAUAAUAACAUGAACAAGACAUGUCGAGACUUGCAGUUAGCAGUACACAUGUAACACACAGAACUAGUAAAUAACGUAACCUUGGCUCACCAUCUGAUGCCUUAUAGCUCAAUGGUUAGAGCGUCUGUCCGGUAAUCAGAAGGUUACGUGGUUCAAUUCCCGUUAGGGCUCAAAAUUUUUCUGAGUAUAGGCUUGAUACGCAUCCACACCAAAUCAUAUAUAUAUAUAUAUAUAUAUAUAUAUAUAUAUAUAUAUAUAUAUAUAUAUAUAUAUAUAUAUAUAUAUAUAUAUAUAUAACAAUUCAAGUUUUCUUGAUAUAAUAUAGAGUGCUCAAUACUUUAUUGUAGAGCUAAAUUUAUUUAAUUAUUUAUGAAAUAAAGUACAAAACAAACGUUGUUACUCAGAGUUUCAUGCCUGAGUUUACAGACAAUCUUCGGACAACUAAAGUUCUGUUAACUAAAUUUGACGGUUUGGUUUUGUUUUAAAUUAUCCAUUAACAAAACCAAACCGUCAAAUUUAGUUAACAGAACUUUAGUUGUCCGAAGAUUGUCUGUAAACUGAGGCAUGAAACUCUGAGUAACAACGUUUGUUUUGUACUUUAUUUCAUAAAUAAUUAAAUAUAUAUAUAUAUAUAUAUAUAUAUAUAUAUAUAUAUAUAUAUAUAUAUAUAUAUAUAUAUAUAUAUAUAUAUAUAUAUAUAUAUAUAUAUAUAUAUAUAUAUAUAUAGAUCAUAACCAGUUUGCCAACCAAUCAUACAGUAAAUUUAGUCUGUCUUUGAGAACAAUUAUUUGGUCAAUAAAAUGUGGUUUUAGGCCAAAAGAGCAUAUGAAAAAUCAAGCAAGGAUGCAAAUGAAGCCUUCCAAAACUUCCAGAAAGCUGACAAGGAUAUGAACAUGACUAAAUUACAAAUUGAAAAGGUA